AUGCGAUCUGGAGACGUCGAGUUUGCGCAGGCGGUCGACUGGGAUGUUCGGGUACUCAGAGUCGGCUUGAAUCAGCUCCUCAUCAUCCUCCAUUAUCGUGUCCUCGUCCUUCGCCGCUUACACAGCUGCGUCAUGGCGCGCAAGCCCCUCCACGGCAGCAUCAUGAUCGAACAACUUCUCGGCACUGUCGUCGGCUUCAUCGAGCGCGAUACGGAGCUCUUCGAUAUCCCUACCCAGCUGUUCGAUAAUCUUGUCGUACUCCUGUCCCCACCGAAUGCAUGCCAGGCUGCAACGGUAUUCCAGAGAGUAGCGGCCUUGACACAGCAAGUGUUUGCCUCUAGCCAGUCGCCUAGGCAGGAGCCUAGGAGAAUGGACGUCUUGAUUUUGUGA
Saxophila tyrrhenica is the source of this 390-nucleotide messenger RNA. RefSeq lists its product as uncharacterized. The record is from RefSeq and is a predicted model, not a curated record. Lineage: Eukaryota; Fungi; Ascomycota; Dothideomycetes; Mycosphaerellales; Extremaceae. Bases 1 to 390 code for a protein of 129 amino acids. The transcript has a single exon.